Molecule: messenger RNA, 8031 nt
Organism: Agelaius phoeniceus (red-winged blackbird)
Lineage: Eukaryota; Metazoa; Chordata; Aves; Passeriformes; Icteridae
Gene: LMBRD2
Product: LMBR1 domain containing 2
Biological process (GO): adrenergic receptor signaling pathway
Cellular component (GO): membrane
Source: RefSeq, a predicted model, not a curated record
GGCGAAUGGCGGCGGCUCCGACGCGGAAGGAGCCGGGAGCGGCUGCCGCUCCUUGCGCCACGCUCUGAGCCCGGUGCCAGCCGGGAUGGCGGGCGGCGGAGCCCCGCGGGGGACGCGACGCUGAGCGGCGGCUCGGCCGUGUAGUCCUGACUGUAACGGAGUAAUUAAACACAGAAGGACAAGCAAAGGAAAGAUACAUCAUGGCAAACUAUACCAAAUGAAUUGAGACCCUUGUUUCUCUGAAUGGCACCAGAGGAGUAGGAAGUUUUGAUCUGCUUUCCCAAGUGCUUGUGGUGUGGCUGGGGCCAACAUUUAACAAUGAGUGGUGCAGCAUUGGGCCUCGAGAUAGUGUUUGUCUUUUUCCUGGCCUUAUUCCUACUUCACCGGUAUGGAGACUUCAAGAAACAGCACAGGCUGGUGAUCAUAGCAACAUUAUUGGCUUGGUAUCUCUGCUUCCUGAUUGUAUUCAUACUGCCUCUGGAUGUCAGUACGACUAUCUAUAAUCGAUGCAAGCUUGCGGUUAACUCCAGUCCUGCAGAAAGUAAUGGCUCUUACGUUACUCUUGCUCCAAGCAAGCAAAAAUGUUUCAAACCCUGGAGUUAUAUUCCUGAUGGAAUUAUGCCAAUUUUCUGGCGUGUUGUGUAUUGGACAUCUCAGUUUUUAACAUGGAUUCUGCUCCCUUUUAUGCAGUCAUAUGCUAGAUCAGGAGGGUUCUCCAUCACUGGAAAGAUUAAAACUGCUCUGAUUGAGAAUGCUAUCUAUUAUGGCACUUACUUGCUGAUUUUUGGAGCGUUUCUAAUAUAUGUGGCUGUAAACCCAAACUUCAAUUUACAAUGGAACCAGCUUCAGACUAUUGGAAUAGCUGCUGCAAACACAUGGGGUCUGUUCCUUCUUGUGUUGCUUUUGGGUUAUGGUUUGGUGGAAAUCCCUCGUUCUCACUGGAAUGGGGCCAAGAGGGGUUAUCUACUCAUGAAGACUUAUUUCAAAGCUGCCAAACUGAUGACUGAAAAAGCAGAUGCAGAGGAGAAUUUAGAGGAUAUUAUGGAGGAAGUCCGUAAAGUAAGUGAGAGUAUCAAAUAUAACCACCCCUUGAGGAAAUGUGUUGAUACUAUACUGAAAAAGUGCCCUACUGAGUACCAGGAAAGAAUGGGUAGAAACAUGGAUGAUUAUGAAGAUUUUGAUGAAAGACAGAACAGUUAUCCCAGUGAAAAAAGUUUGGCCAAACUUCACAAGCAGGUAAUCUAUUCAGUGCAGAGACAUCGUCGUACACAGGUCCAGUGGCAAAUUCUUUUAGAGCAAGCAUUUUACCUGGAAGAUGUGGCAAAAAAUGAAAGCAGUGCAACUCGACAGUUUGUUCAUACCUUUCAUUCCCAGGAACCAGAAAAUAAAAUUAUUCAGUACUUCUAUACACCAACGGUUGAGUGGUACUGGGAGUGCCUUCUCCGACCAUGGUUUUACAGAGUGCUUGCAGUUGUGCUGGCCACAUUCUCUGUAAUUGUUGUGUGGUCAGAGUGCACAUUCUUCAGCACAAAACCAGUUCUGUCACUAUUUGCGGUUUUCAUACAGCUGGCAGAAAAGACAUACAAUUAUAUAUACAUAGAGAUGGCCUGUUUUCUUACCAUAUUUUUCUUAAGUAUCUGUGUUUACUCUACUGUCUUCAGGAUCCGUGUAUUUAACUAUUAUUACUUAGCUUCACAUCAUCAGACAGAUGCAUACAGUCUCCUUUUCAGUGGCAUGUUAUUUUGCCGUCUUACUCCACCAUUGUGCUUGAACUUUCUGGGCUUGACCCAUAUGGAUGCAACAAUCUCUCACAAAAACACUCAGCCAACUGCUUAUACAUCUAUAAUGGGAUCCAUGAGAGUGCUGUCCUUCAUUGCAGAUGGAUUCUAUAUCUACUACCCAAUGCUUGUUGUCAUUCUCUGUAUUGCUACGUACUUCAGUUUAGGAACUCGUUGUUUGAAUCUUUUGGGGUUCCAGCAGUUCAUGGGUGAUAGCGAAAUGACCUCUGAUUUGAUUGAUGAAGGAAAAGAGCUAAUCAGAAGAGAGAAAAGAAAACGACAGAGACAGGAAGAAGGUGAAAACAGAAGAAGGGAAUGGAAGGAGCGGUAUGGAAAUAGAGAGGAUUCUACCAGAAGCAGAGCUGUCCACACAGACCAGAAAGAAUCCAGCUUCUCAGAGACCAAUGCCAAUAGACCACUAUCAAAGUAUACCCGUUCAAAUGGUAGGACUGAAAGAGAUAGAAUAGAACUCCUCCAGGAUGCAGAACCUUUGGAUUUUAAUGCAGACUCUGUUAAUGAUGACCCGCUUGAACUGGACUCAGGAAGGUACCAGCCUGGUGGAAGAUACCUGUCAAUGUCUCGAAGCAAAAUAUUUGAUGAUGUCUAAGAUCAUCAAAGCUAAAGAAAAUUCAGUGGAAAUCUAGCUCCUACUCAUUGCUUGGAAAAUACUGUAUUUGCAAUAUGUCACUGAACCAUCAAAGACACUUUAAAAAAAAACAUGAAGGAACAACUCUUUUGGGAAUGCACGUGUAUGAUAACUUCACCACUAGUGAUAGGAAUAUGCUUCUGCUGUUGUAGAUACUGUUGUGCAUCAGUGUGGGCUUUUGUGUCAUGACCAAAAGGAGAAAACUAUUUAAAGUUAAUAGAUUAUAAACUCACGAAUAUACCUAGGGCUCAACUUGAACUGUAACAGUCUAAGUUUGGGGAAGAGAUUUUCUGGAAUUUUUUAUUUUGUAUUUUAACAAUGCUGUGAGAGCAUAUUGAUGUAUCCAAAGUGCAGUUAUAUCAACUAUGCUUUUGCUGAGAAAGGUUGGACUGUAAAAUCAGAGUCACAGAAUGGUUUGGGUUGGAAGGAACCUUAAAGAUUGUCUAAUUUCAAGCCCCUCUGCCAUGGGCAGGGACACCUUCUAGUGUUGCUCAGCCCUCCAUCCAGCCUGGCCUUGAACACACCCAGGGAUGGGACAUCCACAAGUUCUGUGUGGCAGCCUGUGCCAGUGCCUCACCACCCAUACAGUAAAGAAUUUCUUUUCAUAUCUAAUCUAAAUCUGUCUUCUUCAAAUUUUCAGCCAUUUCCCCUUGUUCUUUCACUACACUUCCUGAUAUAGAGUCCCUCUCCACUGCUUCCACUUUAGGCACCUUCAGACACUGGGGGGUUUUUCCUGUGAGGUCUCCACACAACCUUCUCUUCACCAGGCCAAAAAGCCCCAACUUUUUCAGCUGAUCUUCACUGAAGGAGGUGCUCCAGUCCUCUCACCAACCUGGUGGCCCCCUCUGGGCUCACCCCAGUAGGUCCCUGCCCCACCUGUAAGCUGUGCCUGGGAUUGCAAUGACCCAGGUGUAGGACCUUGCUCUUGCUUUGCACAGACGCAUCUCUCAAGCCUGUCCAGGUCCUUCUGGAUGGCUUCCCUUCCCUCCACUAUCAACUGCACCGCACAGCUUGGUGUCCACAGAUAGCUCUUGAGGUUCCUUCCAUCCUGGUACUCUGUGAUUCCAUGAAUUUUUUUGGUAUAAAUUUUGGAGUGAUGUGUGUUGGUCAAAAAAGGCUAUAUUUUUUCUUUUCCAACAUUAUAAGCAGAUACAUGAUUUUAGCAUGUGUAAAUAGUUGAAAUUGAAUAUGGACCUGAGUGUCACUGUCAUAUGAGCAUAUGUGCAAUAGCAAGAAUACAUUAUUGAAGAUAAAAUGUCUGCUUAAGAUCUUUACAGAUGUAAUGAUUCAAAAUCAUGGCACUAGUGUUUUUGUAACUGUAAAAGAAACAUACUAUGAAGAUGGAGUUAAAUACUGAAGUAUGAUAAUUUGCACGCACCUCAGGCACGGCUUCAAACCCUAGACUAUUUCUUUAAAAGAAGGGAAAUACAUAGCAUGACUAGGUAAUGGUAAACACUUUUUAUAUCCUAACUUCCCUGGUUGCAUUAUAUAUCAGUUUUUAAGGUGCCUGUAUUUUGCAGUAGGUUGUUGCAAAAAGAAUAAUACUUUGCCAUUCAAAAAUGCCAAUUAUUAACACUGUAAAAAAGCUUCACAUUAAUUUCAUUAGUAUAGGCAUAUUUUUAAACCAUAGUUAGUUGUAUGAAUUUUCAAAUAUAAUCAUAAGGUAAAAGGUGUGGUCAAAUUUGUGAUAACUUCGAUAAUUUGAAUAAUUUAAACCAUUUUGGUUUUUGUCUGAAAUCUUUACCACUUGGGAGCUUUCUUAUGUGCUUUUUGCAAAAUUAUGUUGAAAACUAAAAGAGAACAUGUUUUUAUCAUACGUUCUUUAUCAUGCUUAAAAAACACAUCCCUUAAAGCAGCUAGGAAUGAAUUAUUCUGAAAAGUAAGUUUUCAUGAAUGACAUAUUCUAGUAAUUUUUAACAAUAGUCUGUGUUUUCUCAAGUAAUUGUUAAUGGGGAUCUAACUCUACCUCCUGUGAUUUUAGUACAUGUGUUGUAACAGUAGUGGUAUUUGUAAUACAUUGAUCUGCCUGUUUUGAAACACUGAAUUGUUACUAUGAAGGAGAAAAAAAAUCUUUAUUUGUAUAGAAAUAAUUAUAUUAAUAAAUUAGCAGACAUAAAAUAAUUGUCAUUCUUGUUCUUAGGUGAAUACAGUGAAUGUCAGCCAUGCCCACAGGCAUUCAAGCUCAUGCAAUUUCCAGACUACUCAUAUGAGGUCACUUUUUAGUUUGAGUACUUUGUGUUUGUAAAAGCUUGAAUCUUAUCAGGGACUGGAAGUUGAGAAGAUGAGUCUCUAUUCAGAUAUUUCUUUAGGAAUUCUAUGGUAGCACCUAUUUAAUUUAUUUUUGAACUACUUAGUAGUACUAUCUUGAAUUCAUCCUUAUAUGAAAGGCGUUGUAUAUGUUCUUGGGCACCCAUCCAUAUGUCUGUUCUUAGACUCUAUAUUUCUGUUUUAAAAAUUUGUAUCAGCAGUUUAUUUAGAAAAACCUUUGGCAGAAAUAAAAUUCAAACUCUUUAUAUAACUCUUGAGAUGUCACUUCAAAGGGAUCUAAUUCAGAGCCAGUAGAAAAGCUAUUAGAAGGAGCUUCUGUUUUCUGAAAAUCUGUGAAAUAAGUUUACCUACUCCCUGGUGACCAGACAAUGGGAUUGAGCCUUCUUGAGGCCUGUUUUUUCCCCUCCCAGUGAAAUGGCUGCAAACAGAAUUUUCAGAGGAAACGUGGUCAGGGUUUUAUAUAAAACAGGUAACUAGUCCCUAGUGCAGAUUUCAUUGGAAUACAGUAAUUUGAAGAGUUGACUGGAUAAAUUAAUGGCGUGGGAUUUCAGAUUCUAACAUAGACAUUCUGAGCUGAACAUUAUUGAUGUUGCAGUGCAGUAAGGGAGAACCAGUGGCUGCUUUUUGAGCUCUGAAAAGCUCUAAAGAAUUCUCUGUAUCAUGCUUGGCAAUGCCUGGUGUCACAUCCUCCCUGGAUGCUGUUUGGUUAAACAGGGAGUUGAUAAGUGAAGUCAGGUUUCCUCCAUAGUGUGUAUUGCUGACCAGGAGUUAUCCAGGCUCUAAUUACAUGCAAUUUAUUGACUAAUUAAAGUAUGUUUUGAAAACUCACUAUGGGUUCAUACGACUGAAUCUGGAAUACUUUCAAUAAAGAAAUAUGGUGUACAACUAUAGAAGAAUGAUAUUUGCUGUUCAGUUGAGCUAGUUUCAAGCAAGUUUGUUUACUGCUAGUACAAAUAGUGCAGAACUUGGCUGGGGGCUGUGUCCCUAAGGAUUUACCCCACUCCAGAGAGCUGUGGAUGCCCUGUCCCUGGGAACGUUCAAGCCCAGGCUGGACAUGGCUCUGAGCACCCAGUUCUAGUUGAAGAUGUGCUGGCUAACCAGGGGGGCUGGACUAGGUGGCCUUUACAGAUCCCUUCCAACCCAAACUGUUCUGGGAUUCCGUGGUGCUUCUCAGAUAGAUUGUGGCAACUCUUGAUGGGUUCUUUCCUGCUUCUUUCAGCUCCAGUCCUAGUAGCCCUACAGCUAAAUGAAGUUAAAACUAGCUUUGAUGUGUUUAAGCAGUGACUGGAUUCUAGACUAACAGUGUUCUUGCAUCACUUCUGAUGCUCCAGAUUAGGUGAUUUUAAAUACAAUUCCCUUGCAAACUGUGCUGUUGGAAACUGAGUGUUAAAGUAUUUUUCUGUCAGUGUAUUUAUAGAGUCAUAUUUAUUUGCUGCUAAAGAAUGUAAAUUAUAUAUAUCUUUAUUGUUUCACUUCCUGAAUUACUGAGCAGUUAGUGUAUAUUUCUUGCCAUCAUUUCUGCAGUUUUCUCCCUAUCAGUGAACACCAAAAAAAAGCCCCAAAACACCAAAAAUCCCACCCAAAUUAAGUACAAAUGUUUGAAUGUCUUCCUGUCAAAGAUUUAAAUGAGUGAAAAUAAUGUGUGCAAGUCACAAUGAGCUUCAAAAAGCAGUGUGAAAACAGUACCUAAUCAGUGUUGGAGUUCUUAAAAUGUAUGGAUAGGCAAAAAGCUGUAGUCAAACUUAUUACUCCUACUAGAUUUGUAGUUCUCUUUUUCUUAAUACAUAUUUUGAUAUGUAUAUUGGGAAGUAUGUGCCCUACUGAGCUAAGGAGGGGUGCAUCUCUCAGUUGUGAAGUGAGGCAGUGUUUUUAUGAGGGAAGGUAAAAGAUAAUGUAACUUCUAAUCUGUGCUCAUAGUGAUAGUUUCCUUUGGGCAAAGGACGACAUAGCUUCUUAUUUAACUACAGUAAAGUGUUAAGAAAAAAAGAAACUUUAUGCUUCUAUAAAUUACACUACUGGAAAACUCAUGGUAUGUAAUCUGACUGUAUUUUGCAAUCAAGCACUUGUAGUCAUUAACAGUGUUAACAGGAAUGGUAGAAAGCUGCUGUCUUUUCAAUAUUUUUUUGUGCUAUUGUAAAAUAUAACAUGAACAAUGAUUUUUACAUAGGAAGUAUUAAAAAUUAUUACUAUGAUUUUCUAUAAUUAUGGUAAUUUAUAUUUUAUUAAAUUUGUCUUGGAAUACUGUAAAUAUUAUGUGAAAAAUACUACAUUUAGUUUCAGUUUUCAUUAUUGCUUUAAUUACUUGAAAUCUGAGGGGCAUUCAUAAUACCAAAUAGAGAACACUUUAUGAAGGAAAACUUUUUAUGAAGCUUGUUAAAAAAGUCUGACUGGUUCAUUGCAGACAUAUAGGUGCAUCUUAAUUAUUAACAAUAACACUACUAAGGGGAUAUAUCGUGUCCUAGCUUUUUAAUUUUUCUUUGAAAUUCAAAAAAUUGUUACUUUUUUCAGAGCAGCUUAGUUGUGAAUCUUGUAAACUUUCUGAAACUUUUACAUUCCUUUUCCCUAAUGGGCUCUGCAGGAAUAUGUACUGCUUCAUGGCAGUCACCUAAUACUAGCUGUGCCUCUAAUUAAAUAGUCUAAUCUGAAGCUGAGACACUCCUACACCAUUUGAUUAUGUUAACAGAAAUUCAGCAUUCCUAGCCAAAAUCAAAAAGGCACGUUGAACUAGAUCCCUAUUAAAUACAUUAAUUGCUGUUGUUCAUUUUAUUGCAUUAUAUUUGAUACCCUCUGUUUGGGUCAUAUCAUAAGUCCAAUCAGGUUUAUUCUUUGUUUCUCUUAGAAUGCAUUGGAAUGAAGUCCUCAGCAUGCUUUUGUGUGCAUGUGUGUGUUUUAGUAUGCAGCUUCAGUUAUUUCCUCAGGAUAAUGUUGUUAUAUUUGACAUAUUCCUGUGAACUAGUAGUUUCAGAGUGAUACUUUAGCUGUCACUGUAGAAAUUAAUUCUUUUCAAUAGAAAUGCAUUGUGUUUCUGUAGAGGCAUCUGGUGGAUAAGGGAAUUCAUUUGUAAGUAUAGGUUUCAUUUGUAAGUAUAGGUUUAGUAACAGACCUCCAUUCUCCAGUGUAUAUCAAGACAGGCUGUAGGAGUGCUGCUUAUGGAUAGACUAUCUUCUUUUGCCUUAUAUGUAUGCAUAAAUACCUUGUUUUGAAAUUCACAGAGUUAAACAUUUUUCUCUGUAGUGUUCUGAAUUACUGUUGUUACUGGAUUAUAUUUUUGAAAUGUGUGUUACAAUAUAUCUAAUCAAAUACUUAAAUUGGCAUGAAAUAAAUAAUUUCUGCAAUACA